Centruroides sculpturatus (bark scorpion) is the source of this 1293-nucleotide messenger RNA. RefSeq lists its product as uncharacterized. The record is from RefSeq and is a predicted model, not a curated record. The transcript is spliced from 6 exons. Bases 208 to 1293 code for a protein of 361 amino acids. Lineage: Eukaryota; Metazoa; Arthropoda; Arachnida; Scorpiones; Buthidae.
CCCGAAGAAGUUCAUUUAUAUUCACAUCAAAUUUAAAUAAUUGGGAUUAUUGUUUAAUUUCGGCAAGAACAAACAUGGAAGAAGAGAUUGAACUGUGUUUGAGAUGUUAUCUUCGACCGUUGCUAUCCAUAAGCUUAGUGUUUGGUGUGGAUCCUUUCUCCCAAUGCAACUGCCAAUGUUCCACUAGAAGAAAUCUUCUGACCAAGAAUGGACGAAUAUGUUCCGUGUUCUGCAGUUUUCAAGAUAAUUGGGGUAGACACAACUAUUCUGAAAUUAGCCAUUACUCUUUACAUACUGAUGUAUACGUUAAUGAAUAGUUCGAUGAAAAGAAAAAAGAUAAGUACAAGAAUUAAACUAAGAAAUAUUACGAAUUAUGAUAGAGAACGUUUGAAUGAUGGAUUAAAAAUGCAUUGCAUGUCUGCAAUUUUUGCAAUUUCUUGUUCUAUCGUAGCAAAUCGAAUUCUAAUUACUUUGUUUUUUUAUUUCGCUUUCGAAGCGGGAUAUAACUCAUACUAUGAAGCCAUUUUGUGUAAUGUAACAACGGGGUUGGCUAUAACAUAUUUAUCUGCUGGACAACAAAGUAUGGUACAUAUUUUUAUCUUUGUUGUUACGAUAAUUAAAACUGGAUUUUUAAGUUUAUCCAAAGAACUUCUAUUAAUUAAUAAGAACGGAAGAAAUUUGUUUUAUCAAAUAGAAUCGCUAAUCCUUUGUCACGACCAACUGUGGUUAUUUAUUAAUCACACCAACAAAGUCUAUGGCGUUACUUUUCUUGUAAAUUAUUUUGUUCUGAUGUUCCUGACUUGUUUAUUUAUCUAUAAUUUAUUAUUCAUAAAAAUGCAUACAAUCGCGACUUUAUUAUUCUUGUUUAAUACUGCAGUUUUAGGUGGAGCUUGCCUUAUAGUCGCAUUUUUAUUGUCUGGAUUCGUUGCUGCAAUGCAGAACGGCUUCCAAGACAUUCGAAAAUUUGCAAAUUGUCGUUUGGAGCUUGAAGAAAAGCUGAAAGUUUUGAAUUUUAUGAAGAGAUUCGGGAAAGCUUCUUUAUCGAUUUCAAUGGAAGACUUCUUCAACAUAACAAAGAAAUUUCCCAUCAAGAUGGCCAAUUCUCUGUAUUCGAUAUACUCCAGUCUGUUGAAUUUGAGAAGCAUCCAAGAACGAUGCACAAAAAAGACGAUGCCUCAAUCUCUUGGCUAUCCAGCUAUUAUUAUGGGUUAUAUAAAUCAAUGGACGAAAAACAAUGUUUUAAAUUCCUACAUGCAAUUUUCUUGUGGAAGUGCAGUAUUUUAUAUUACUUAA